Messenger RNA from Cuscuta campestris, 1124 nucleotides. NCBI's taxonomy places the organism in Eukaryota, Viridiplantae, Streptophyta, Magnoliopsida, Solanales, Convolvulaceae. The record is from the annotation of a GenBank genome assembly.
GUUUGGAUCAAGCUAGAGCACUUCCCAGUUCAUCUCAACGACCAUGGCGCUCUUUUUAAAAUAGCCUCCCUCUUUGGCAAGCCCAUUAAACUCGAUUCCAACACGGUGAUUGGUGUCUUCCCUGAACAACCUAGGUUCUGUGUUGAAAGGGACACCUCCUUGCCAUUACCCUCCCGUGUUCACAUUCGAUUGGGUUGCAGGGAUCUCUGGAUCCCCUGUAAGUUUGAAAACCCACCACAAUUCUGCUCAAGUUGUUACACUUUCGGGCAUACCCUCAACCACUGCCGGAAGCAUAAACUCUUGAGCCUCUCCGGGAAAGCUCCGGCCGGUGAGGUGGGCCACAUGGGAGCGGGUAAUAAGGAGGAUUCUGCAGGUUGGACAUGGGUAAAAGCUAAACGGCGAGGCGGGCAAGUCUCCAAUUUGGGCAGGAAUGGAUGUACUUGUGGGCCUAACCAUUCCUCUUCCAAAAACCUUGUCCAACAGCAUAUGGACAAUUCUAGGACUGGCAGCCCUCUUCCCUAUGUCCCCCCUGUUAUUCACAGCUCUUUGGAUCAACCAACCACGUCUAAACAAAUCAAGUCACACUGGUCUCUCCUCAUGCCCAUAAUUGAAGAUGUAAAUGAAGAUGAAGCCAUUUCCACACCAUCUCCUUCACAUAAACACCUUACUGUCCCACUGCCCCAUCAUCCCACUGAUGACAGAUUAGCUUUGGUCCCCUUCUCGUCUGGUCCAGGUAUUCCUUCCUUUGCCUCAAACCUUGCCAGUAAAGAUGACUACUGGGUUAGCAAACCUUCCCUAGCCUCCUCAGUGUGUGUAAAUUUUGGAAACCUUGACAAAGAAGUAGAAAUCUCCACUUCAUACUGCCACUCCGAAGGCAAUGAAGGGGAUAUACCUUUUGACAGCUCUGAGCUUCGUCCCCUCCAGCUGGACAUUCCCUCUUCCAACUCCACCCCCAUGCCUUUCAAAAAGUACCUCAAACACUCCAAAGAUUUUACUCCUCAUGCUAUGGAGACUAGGAGUAAGAGUUCUAAUAAAGUACCCUCACUGUUUCCCAAAUGCAGCUGAUUUUUUGGAAUGUCUGCGGGGUGCCCUCUUCCCUUGACAGACUUCUUUCCCUCAAGAGG